Molecule: messenger RNA, 1612 nt
Organism: Fukomys damarensis (Damara mole-rat)
Lineage: Eukaryota; Metazoa; Chordata; Mammalia; Rodentia; Bathyergidae
Gene: Bri3
Product: brain protein I3
Exons: 3
Coding region: 245-649 (134 amino acids)
Source: RefSeq, a predicted model, not a curated record
GGUCUGGUGGAAUUUGUCUGCACGAGGAUGGCUAUGCAGUGCCCCUCAGGAAGUACAGUUUGAAUCAAGGAGUCCUUUGAAGUAGCUGCCCAAAGCUGUUCCCUGAGGCAAGGUGUGGCUGGGGUCCCAUGGGCCACCUCCUCAUGUGGGAUCAAGCUCAGAACCCGAGAAUCCUGGCACAGGGUGGAUUGUGAGGCCGCAUUCUGUGCCCUAUGAGGCCUGGCCUGGCCUCUCCACGCCCCACAUGGGAUGGAGCAUCCCCACUGGCCUGGUGGGUGGCUCCUUCAUGUCACCCACUGCCCAGCCACUGCUGGGCCAUCAGGGAGCUUGUCCCAGGCCGACCUCAGGCUCCCUCCCACCACUCCUGAGUGUCCCCCUGGGGCUGGUCAUGGCCUCCACAGUGCAGGAAGCAGGGAUUCCCACCCCACACCCUCGGGUGUACAGCAUCCACAGUCGGACGGUCACUCGCUACCCCGCCAACUCCAUCGUGGUCGUCGGAGGCUGUCCGGUGUGCAGAGUCGGGGUUCUGGAGGACUGUUUCACCUUCCUGGGCAUCUUCCUGGCCAUCAUCUUGUUUCCCUUUGGGUUUAUCUGCUGCUUUGCCUUGAGGAAGCGGAGAUGUCCCAACUGUGGCGCGACCUUCACUUAAGAGAACACACCUGGCUUCUGGAGGCCAGCUAUCUUUUCUAAUGUAAAUGUUGUGUACAAUAGUUUUAUUUGACUAAGCUUCAGGAGGGACUGUUUUGUAAAGCAAGGUGGGAUAGCUUGGCCUGUGCCAGCUUAGGUCUUGCACAGGGUGGGAGGCAGCAACACUGCUCCCCAGGUUAAAGACAGCUCAAGAGAACACUGCUUUUAUUUUUUGCAGUCUUCAAUUUGAGAAAGGUGAGAAAUACUGUUUUAAAUAAAUGAGAUUCAUACCACUGCUCAGCCGGUUCUGCUUGUUCAGCGUUUGCCCACUGCCACCAGUGUGGAGCCUUGUGGCAGGAAUUCUGACACACACACAGGGCCAGUCAAAAGGCCCUGUACUCCUCAGUUGGUGCUGACAGCUCAAGAACGUGGGUUUCAAAUGCUCUUUUAUUAUUGACAUUAAACAGAACACUGCCAUAACUGCUGAGCAUAUGCCUCACGGCAGGCCCCUCAGGCCUUUCCCCAGGGAGGGAGCCCUUGAGUGGCCACACACUGCAGCAAGUAUUCCUGGGGCUUGGGCUUUUUCCUCAACCCUGUAACAAAGCCAGAAGACCCCCCACCCCAAGGGGUGCUUUGCGGCCUGGGUGUGACCUCACCCAUGUCCUGUCUUCAUACAGCCCCCCCAGACCUACCCUCAUUUGUUCUCCACUGCUGAGAACAGUGGGCUCCCAUUAACUCUGCUCUUGUGUCUGGGAAAAGGUGGGCCACCUGUGUAAACUUGAAACCUGGCAGGGCACCUUCUCAGGACAGUGCUGCAGGAUAGGGCGGGGGUGACCUGGUCCUGCAGCAGCCCUUCCUGGUGACCUGGUUUGCCCUCCCAGGAGAGCCUGAUGAUACCUGAAGUCUCAUGUCUGCUAGUUUACUGCCAUUACUGAAACCUUGACCAACUUUCAGCUUACAGAAAAAUAUUUGUAAGUGAUGAGAU